Molecule: messenger RNA, 531 nt
Organism: Tetrapisispora phaffii CBS 4417
Lineage: Eukaryota; Fungi; Ascomycota; Saccharomycetes; Saccharomycetales; Saccharomycetaceae
Gene: YIP3
Product: Yip3p
Exons: 1
Coding region: 1-531 (176 amino acids)
Cellular component (GO): Golgi apparatus
Source: RefSeq, a predicted model, not a curated record
AUGAAUCAAUUAGGUUCUUUAGCUCAAUUCGCAAGUUUCACUCAGAAUUUAUCUUUGGAAAACAUCAAAAAUGAACUUUCUUCUUUCCAAUCGAAGUUAGCUAGCAUUAGACCACCUCAAGAGUUUUUCAAUGUUAAGAACUUCUCUAACCCAAAGACUUUUUCUGAAGUUCAAGCUAGAGUUUCUUACAAUCUGAGAUACUAUUCUACAAACUAUACAAUCAUCAUUGGUUUAUUAAGUAUUUAUACACUAGUAACUAAUUUGUUAUUGUUAUUUGUCAUUAUAUUUUCAGUAGCUGGUGUUACUGGUAUCAGCAAAUUAGAAGGCCAAGAUUUGAACACACCAUUUGGUCCUUUAAAGACAACACAACUUUAUACUGCUCUAUUAUGUGUUAGUGUACCAUUAGGUUUCUUAGCAUCCCCAAUCUCCACUUUAAUGUGGUUAAUCGGUGCUUCCAUCGUCACUGUAUUUGGUCAUGCAGCAUUAUUGGAGAAACCAAUUGAAACUGUUUUCGAAGAAGAAACUGUUUAG